Daucus carota subsp. sativus is the source of this 570-nucleotide messenger RNA. RefSeq names its product homeobox-leucine zipper protein ATHB-52. The coding region runs from base 1 to 570 and encodes 189 amino acids. The transcript has a single exon. Gene Ontology annotation, biological process: positive regulation of DNA-templated transcription. Gene Ontology annotation, cellular component: nucleus. Gene Ontology annotation, molecular function: sequence-specific DNA binding; DNA-binding transcription factor activity, RNA polymerase II-specific. The record is from RefSeq and is a predicted model, not a curated record. Lineage: Eukaryota; Viridiplantae; Streptophyta; Magnoliopsida; Apiales; Apiaceae.
AUGAAUAUGAAGAACGGUUCUUCUAAGAGCAGCAAGAAGAAGAGGCUGACACAAGAGCAAGUAAGGCUUCUGGAGGAGAGUUUCAACGGCAACAACCGACUCGAACCGGACCGGAAACUCCAGCUGGCACACGAACUCGACAUCCCUCCGCGCCAAAUCGCCAUCUGGUACCAGAACAAGCGCGCUCGGUGGAAGAAUCAGAGCCUGGAGCUCGACUACACGGCGGUUCACAUGCGGCUCGAAGCCGCGCUGGCUCACAAAAGACAACUAGAGAAAGAGGUCCAGCGGCUUCGAGCCGAGCUACAAAAGUACUCAGAAUUUCAGAUUUCGACGAAACAACACGUACAAAUGUUACAACCGCAACCGCAACCUCAUCGUCAGCUCGUUUCAGUGUCGUCGAUUUCGAGUAAUUGUGAUGAGGUGGGGAGUUCGAGUCUGCAUGAUGAUCAGGUCAAUUGUUCUUGGAUGAAUGAGGAUGAUCAGGCUGCUUUGCGAGUGGAGGAAUUUUAUGCUUGUUUGAUGGGCACAAAUGGAAUUAACUCGAAUAUUGAAUUUAACUCGAAUGUGUAA